CGCACCGGCCCCGCAGGAGCGCAGCGCCCAGCCCGGGGCUGGCAGGGGCGGUGCCCGGCGGCGGGGCGGGGUGCGCGGGUGCGGUGGAGCCGGGUUGGAGCCGCCGCGGGAGCCGCGAAGCGAGCGCCGGGACAGCGCCAUGGCUGAGAAAUGCGACGUGGUGGUGGUCGGGGGGGGCAUCUCAGGUCUCUCAGCAGCCAAACUGCUGACUGAGUCAGGCUUGAAUGUGGUGUUGCUGGAAGCCAAUGACAGGGUUGGCGGAAGAACUUUCACUGUACGGAAUAAGCAAGUUAAAUAUGUGGACCUUGGAGGAGCUUAUGUGGGGCCAACACAAAAUCGUCUCCUGCGGUUAACUAAAGAAUUAGGAAUAGAGACCUAUAAAGUGAAUGAAGUUGAGCACCUGAUACAUCAUGUCAAGGGUAAGUCUUAUCCCUUUAAAGGUCCAUUCCCUCCUAUGUGGAAUCUGUUGGCCUACCUGGACUACAACAACCUAUGGAGGACCAUGGAUGAAAUGGGAAAGGAGAUUCCCAGUGAAGCCCCAUGGAGGGCUCCACAUGCAGAAGAAUGGGACAAAAUGACUAUGCAAGAUUUCAUAGAUAAAAUCUGCUGGACAAAUGCUGCCAAGAGUUUUGCAACUCUGUUUGUGAAUGUGGAUGUCACUUCUGAACCCCAUGAGGUCUCUGCCCUUUGGUUUUUGUGGUAUGUGAAGCAGUGUGGAGGGACGACGAGGAUAUUCUCAACAACCAAUGGAGGGCAGGAGAGGAAGUUUGUUGGGGGCGCCGGCCAGAUCAGUGAGAAAAUGAUGGAGCGCCUGGGAAGCCGAGUGAAGCUGAAGAAGCCAGUUGUCCGCAUCGACCAGUCGGGUGAAAGUGUCAUAGUAGAAACCUUAGAUCAUGAAUUAUAUGAGGGCAAAUAUGUGAUCAGUGCCAUUCCCCCAGCUCUUGGUCUGAAGAUUCAUUUCAACCCACCUUUGCCCUCAAUGAGAAACCAGCUCAUCAACCGAAUUCCUAUGGGCUCAGUCAUCAAGUGCAUUGUGUACUAUAAGGAAACUUUCUGGAGGAAGAAGGGGUAUUGUGGUACCAUGAUCAUUGAAGAUGAGGAUGCUGCAAUUGGUCUAACACUUGAUGAUACCAAGCCUGAUGGCAGCUUUCCUGCCAUAAUAGGCUUCAUUCUUGCUCGGAAGUGUAGAAGACUGACAGGUCUCACAAAAGAAGAAAGGAAAACAAGGUUGUGUGAGCUCUAUGCAAAGGUUCUGGGAUCAGAGGAAGCUUUACAUCCAGUGCAUUAUGAAGAGAAGAACUGGUGUGAAGAGCAGUAUUCUGGGGGCUGCUACACAGCCUACUUCCCUCCAGGCAUAAUGACUCAGUAUGGAAGGAUUAUUCGUCAGCCCAUUGGCAGGAUCUAUUUUGCUGGCACAGAGACAGCCACAGAGUGGAGCGGAUACAUGGAGGGGGCUGUACAGGCUGGAGAAAGAGCAGCGAGAGAGAUACUGUUUGCUAUGAGGAAAAUCCCAGAGACUGAAAUUUGGAAGCCAGAACCUGAAUCGAUUGAUGUUCCAGCUUUGCCCAUCACUACAACCUUCUGGGAAAGGAACUUGCCGUCUGUCCCGGGACUGCUAAAGCUGAUCGGAUUUUCAACUUUCUUCACUUCUGUGGCGGCGGCAGGAUUAUUUGUCUACAAAAAGGGACUUCUUGUUAGAAACUGAAAAAGCUGUGUCUUUCUGUGAGUACGCUGUGGACAUUAUUACUGCUAUGGGAUUAAAAAAGAAGAAUUUGCUGCUGUUUUCUUGACAUCUUCAACGUAAAAGGAAUAUGUGGCACUUCAUCUAAGUGGAUGCCAGCAUGAUGAGAAAAAGUGUAGGUAGAGAAUCAAGUUGCUUCCCCAUGGGUGGAAAAAACUGUUAGCACUGGCUUGCCUUUUUAAAGUUCCUUAUGCCAACCGUUCAAUGAAAGCAAGGAAGUCUGGUUUAAUGGUUAACCAGUUGUGCUCUAUUUGUAAUUUAUUCGCGUUUGAUGAGAAAUCUGUUAUCAUGAAAGUUCCAGCAGUUUACCAGCUUCAUAAAAUGUACUAUAGAAAUAAUUGGAUUUGUCUCUUAUGGGCUGAUUUGUGUUAUCAUGCAUUUUAAAACUUGUUUGCAAAAAAGAAGAGGUUUACUUGCUUCUGCACUAUUCUGAUAGCAACAGUAUGUUGCAAAAGUUGGGCCAUGGCAUGCAAAGCUGUGUUAAACCAAAGUAUUUGAAAGCUAAUUGUAUAAACUACGUGACAAAACAAGGAAGUGAGCAAUCUGAGGCAGCCCCUUGUCUUUCCUUUUACUGGUACAUUUUUGUUCUCGGUAGAGAUCUUGAUUCCAAAUAGCACAUCUGCUGUCACUUGCCACUGCUCUCAGGCAAGAAGCAAACACGAUUAAAUCACAGAUUUCAAAUGUUCCUUAGUAAACCUGACCUGUGUUUAAAUGGACCGACAUUCCCUCUCCCAUCUCCAUCACCUUAAGAUCACCUUCAUCUUACAGACUGUUCUUCAACAGACAUAAAAAUGAGAUGGCCAAAGCAGUCUUGCUUUCAAAAUAUUUCUACAAUCAAAUCAUGUAGGCAUUGUCAUAAACUGCUGCUUAUAGCGUGUCUCCUGUGGUUAUGUGCAGGUCAGUGUUCAGUGAUGCCUGCCUCUGUGUUUUGGAAAAAAAAGAGUGACUUCAGUUUGCAGGAAUAUGUAUGCUGUGUGUGUGAUGAAUUUGUGCCUUUUAUAACUGUAGCAUUUUCUCAAGUGCCUCUGUGGUGACUGUCUCCCUUGGUUUCCUUCUCAAGUUCCCUUUUCAAUAGGCUCUGCAGAUAUUUCUAUCUGACAGCUGUGAACUUUUUUUACCCUUAAUUAGAAUCAAUAAAUAUUGUCAUGUCACACU
Cuculus canorus (common cuckoo) is the source of this 2896-nucleotide messenger RNA. RefSeq names its product amine oxidase [flavin-containing] B. The record is from RefSeq and is a predicted model, not a curated record. The transcript is spliced from 16 exons. Bases 140 to 1705 code for a protein of 521 amino acids. Gene Ontology annotation, molecular function: oxidoreductase activity. Lineage: Eukaryota; Metazoa; Chordata; Aves; Cuculiformes; Cuculidae.